Frankliniella occidentalis (western flower thrips) is the source of this 3601-nucleotide messenger RNA. RefSeq names its product MOXD1 homolog 1. Lineage: Eukaryota; Metazoa; Arthropoda; Insecta; Thysanoptera; Thripidae. The transcript has 10 exons. The record is from RefSeq and is a predicted model, not a curated record. Bases 159 to 1916 code for a protein of 585 amino acids. Gene Ontology annotation, cellular component: secretory granule membrane. Gene Ontology annotation, biological process: octopamine biosynthetic process; norepinephrine biosynthetic process; dopamine catabolic process. Gene Ontology annotation, molecular function: copper ion binding; dopamine beta-monooxygenase activity.
ACCCUUGUUCUGCUUUGUUACAGGAUUGCCAUGCUACUUCCAAUGCUGCUCCAGUUCUUGAUGAACAAGAAGAUGUCAAACUGCUGUGGGGGAAGCAGAAUGGAACUCAUACAAGCCUACGAUUCCGAAGAGCUUGGGACACUUGUGACCAUCAGGAUAUGGUGCUAGGGGAAGAUACAAUCCGAGUCAUAUGGGCAAUGGGAGAGAGAGAUCCUGUGAUUGAUGACAUCAUUGGUGUUUCGGGGCUUGAGUGGCAUGGUGCUCAAAAUAGGGGAAGCCGUUCCCUACAUCUGAGGGGACCCCCUGCAGUUCUUGAGCCACAUGGCACGGAUAUCUACUCGUGGGAUGUCAGACAGGAAGAGUUUAUCGUACCUGAUAAUAUGGACACCGUUUACUGGUGCAGAAUAUUCAAAGUACCAGGUCUAACAAAGAAGCACCAUAUGCUUGGAUAUGAACCAGUCAUUACGCAGGACUCACAUCGCCAUGUGCAUCACAUGCUCCUCUACGAAUGUGCUCCCAAGUCUCGCCAAAUACCUUUGUUGGAAAAAGCUGCUUCAGAACGUGGUGCUGCGUGUUACUCUCCAGCAAUGCCCCCAGAGUGGGAUUCCUGUCUCACUCCUAUUGUUGCGUGGGCCGUUGGUUCUCAAGGUGAAUUUUUUCCAGAGCAUGUUGGUAUACCUCUUGGAGAAGGUCAUCGUUCUACCUAUUUUAUGCUGGAAGUUCAUUAUGAUAAUCCAUCACUCAAACGAUUGAGAGAUAAUUCAGGCCUCAAAAUUUACUACACUCCAAAUCUACGACAACAUGAUGCUGGAAUAUUAUCCACUGGGAUUGCUGUUUCUCCUUUGCACAUGAUUCCUCCCCAGCAACCGGGCUACACCACCUUUGGUUACUGUCCAUCGCAAUGCACCAACAAGUUACUGCCAGGUGGUGGCAUCAAAGUCAUUUCAGUUGUUCUCCACUCUCACAUGGCUGGAAGCCGGAUGGAAUUAAGACAUUUAAGAGAUGGAAAAGAACUUCCCCGAAUUGCACAGGAUAAGCAUUACGAUUUCAACUAUCAACAAGCUAGACGCUUGCCCAGAGAAGUUGCUGUUCUCCCAGGGGAUGAACUAGUUACAGAGUGCGUCUACAAAACCGUAAAUAGAAGCUAUCCAACAUAUGGCGGUUAUUCAACAAAACAGGAAAUGUGCCUCUCUUUUGCUCUUCAUUAUCCCCGAACUCCUCUGUCUGCAUGCCACUCCAUGACCCCAGUGGAACACUUUUUUUCCACUUUGGGAGUAGACCAAUUUUAUGGUGUUGACAUGCCUGCAGUAGAGAGACUCUUCCUUAAAACAGGGUCCCCUGAUAAUGGGGCAAGUGAUGAAGAGAAACUUCGCCAACUUGUUAAAUCUUUCAGAACUACAACAACACCCACUCCUAGUGUAUUUGAUGCUCCAGUUGGUGAUGAGUGGGAUGAUGAAGCUAACCAAAGGGCUAUUUUAGCACUAAAGGCUGCUAAAGAUUUUACUAUAGAGGGCGAAGGUGAUCCAGAGGGAGCUGGGGCAGGACCUGGAGGUCUCUUCGCUGAUCUUGUCAUAAAGGAGCCCGCCCAAUUCAGAAACAGGACGUUUACAGAGCAUCUUCUAGCUUUACCCUGGUCAGAAUCUGAUUUUACGUCUAGACUAGAAGAGGUUUUAAGCAGUCACCACAUGGCUUUUUGUAGACUACAAGAUGAUCAGUUAGCUGUGCCUGCAGAUGUGUUUAAAUUGGAGAAUACAACAGCUUUCUUGAAUGAAUCUGAGCAGCCUACAUCCCAGUGUCAACAUGAAUUUAGAGAAGAUCUUGACCAACAGCAUCUUUUUAGUGGGGCUGCAUCUAGACUAGUCAUGGACUGUUCAAUAGCUUUGUCAAUUUGUCUGUUAGUCUUCGCGUUUGUCUGAUUGGAAUGUAUGAGGAAAAGUAUAAUGAACUUCUCAUUGACAUGCUCUCUGCAAGAAGUUCUUACCAACAACAUUUCAAGGUAGUAUGAAUGCUCUGACAAAUUUCCUGCAGCAGACAUGUCAAAUUGUAAGUUUCAUUUGCACAAAAUUGAAAGUCUGAUUGUAGUUUUAAGGCUUUCUAUAUACUUUGAGUAUUUUACAACUUCAAAAUUCUUCUAUUGAUUUACAAAAGAAAAAAAUUGUGAGCAUACCCAAAGUGUCAGAAAAUAGCAGUCUUGGCAAUUAUCUUGUCAUAAUUCCUGUUCGAUUCUUUAUGAGAGCUUCAACCAAAGACAGUUAACCAAUGAUUCUUAUUGUUCUUUUUACGCAUCUCACAUCUAUAAUCUAUUAUUUCCCUCUAAUUGCUAUCUACCGAAAUUGCACUUUCCUUUUUAUGUUAUUGGGGGUGUUUUUAGAGACAAAAAUUAGUGUGUAACUGCACGAGUAGCUAGAGAAGUAUUAUCUCAUACCCCUCAUGUGAUAUUUCAGUUUUGUAAAUACCUAUGUGGUCAGCCAUUGUACAUAUAUAUUUUUUUUAACAUUUAGUACUUGCUAUUAAUAUUUUGAUUAUCUAAAAUAAUUCUAACUCAGCACGGCUGGGCAAGCAUGCAAUAUGAUGAUCCCCAACAAGUGUACUGUAUCAUUUCAAAUUGUACAUUGUCUAAUCUUAAUUUACAUGGCAUGCUGCAAUUUAUUACCUCAAUAUAUGCAACCAUAAGUUCCUCUUACAUAUGUAAAUGUGGUUGGAAUUGCUUGUUUAUUGCUAUGAUACAGUAGACAAGUUGGAAAAAGGAAAAGAAGCGUGACUCGUCAAAAGCCGCAGCCAGGAUUAGAACUAAGGCUGUGAAAACUCUUUUGUCAUUCUUAUCUUAAACAUAUUUAUACUAGUUCUCUUUAGCAUUACUUAAACAGCAUUGAAUAAUGCGUUGUCUAAUUGUGGCCUUUGUGGGUGUAUACCACCCUCUUAUUUUCUUAUUUUUGUACCGAGAGUAUUUUAUUUUGUGUAAAGAUAAACGCUGAGAAUUCUAUCUUGUCAGUAAUUUUCAUAAGACUGUCUCUUAAUUUGUAGUUUAUGAUUCUCUCUCUUUUCAACCAUCUUAAAAUUGCUUGCUCCCUUUCAUAAACAAUAAUUAGGUUUUCAAGAGCAUAUUUGUAAAAUUUAAAAAUAAAGUAGGGCCCGUUUUUGCAAUUUUAAAUUUGCCUACCCCUUCAAAAAUGAAUGUUUUGAGCGUUCAUUGAAACAUGCUGUUCAUAAUAUUCUUUUUGAUGUAGAAUGGAUUUCUUUUCAUACUCAGAACUUUCCAAUAUCACUAUGAAGAAUGAACAUUCAACAAUGAUUCUGGCAGAUUCUGGUCAGCCGUAGUCAACAAGUCUCUUUUGCAUUCCAGUCAUAUUAGGUACUAGUGAAAUGGUUACAAAACCAGUAUUGUGUUUAAGAUCUCCCUUGUUUUUGAUUUUCUUUGUAACUAAUUGGGCUUAGAGAAUCUGUUUCAAGACAGCCCGUUCCCUAUAUUUGGCCAUGUUUCAAAUUGAAGUUUACGUAACACAAUCAUUUCAUCUCAUAGUGUUAGGAACAUUGCACCUAGAACAGACUGAAACCAAAACUUGCCCAAGUCGCAUAUUUAAUAAAACAUAUUUUGUACAAA